UUAGUUCCUCGUUCAUCAAAAUAAAAGCGACGUUGUGGCAGCUUGCCGUGCACUUGCAUAUAAGUCGAACAAUUUCAUAAUUUGAGUUUAGUUUGCAAACGAAUAUACUGAUAGGCAAAAUGUCUAUUAAAUUAAAGGCAAACGUUAACAAUCCACCCAUAAGCGGUUUGGCGACGGCGCAUUUAAUCAGCUCAUCGGUGCCCGUGGAAAUUGUUUGGAGCAAGGAAACCUCGUUGCAGUUCCCGGACAACCGUCUCCUGGUUUGCCACUCGAACAACGACGUGCUGCGCGCGCUGGCACGUGCUGCACCCGAUCAUAAGUUAUAUGGCGAGACGGCGAUUGAGCGCACACAGAUCGAUCACUGGCUGUCGUUCUCGCUCACCUGCGAGGAUGACAUAUCGUGGGCCAUGUCCUUCCUGGACAAGUCCAUUGCGCCGGUUACGUAUUUGGUUGCCAAUAAGUUGACCAUUGCCGACUUUGCGCUGUUCAAUGAAAUGCACUCGCGCUACGAGUUCCUCUCCGCCAAGGGCAUUCCACAGCACGUGCAGCGCUGGUAUGAUCUGAUCAGUGCCCAGCCCUUGAUACAGAAGGUAUUGCAAUCCCUGCCGGAGGAGGCGCGCGUCAAGCGCAGCAUCAAUGAGCCCGUGGCAAAGAGCGGCGAGCGCAAGCAGGAGGGCAAAUUUGUAGAGUUGCCUGGCGCUGAGAUGGGCAAGGUUGUGGUGCGCUUCCCGCCAGAGGCUUCUGGUUAUUUGCACAUUGGACACGCGAAGGCGGCGCUGCUCAAUCAAUACUACGCCCUGGCCUUCCAGGGCAAACUGAUAAUGCGUUUCGACGACACCAAUCCUGCCAAAGAGACUGUUGAAUUCGAAAAUGUCAUACUCGGGGAUCUGGAGCUGUUACAGAUCAAGCCGGAUGUCUUCACGCACACCUCCAACUACUUUGAUCUCAUGCUUGAAUACUGCGUACAAAUGUUGAAGGAGGGCAAGGCCUACGUGGACGAUACGCCGCCCGAGCAAAUGAAGCUGGAGCGUGAACAGCGCGUCGAGUCGGCGAAUCGUUCCAACUCUGUUGACAAGAAUCUGUCCCUGUGGCAGCAGAUGCUGCAGGGCACCGAGGCUGGCCAAAAGUGUUGCGUGCGCGCCAAGAUUGACAUGUCCUCGCCCAAUGGCUGCAUGCGUGAUCCGACCAUAUAUCGCUGCAAGAACGAGCCCCAUCCGCGCACAGGCACCAAAUACAAGGUCUAUCCUACCUAUGACUUCGCCUGCCCUAUUGUCGAUGCCAUUGAGAAUGUGACGCACACACUGCGCACCAUGGAGUACCACGAUCGUGAUGAUCAGUUCUAUUGGUUUAUCGAUGCACUGAAGCUGCGCAAGCCCUACAUCUGGGAAUACAGUCGCCUUAAUAUGACGAAUACGGUGCUUUCGAAACGGAAGCUCACCUGGUUUGUGGAAUCGGGCCUGGUGGAUGGCUGGGACGAUCCACGUUUUCCCACGGUGCGCGGCAUCAUUCGACGUGGCAUGACGGUCGAAGGGCUCAAGGAGUUCAUCAUUGCCCAGGGUAGCAGCAAAUCGGUGGUCUUUAUGAACUGGGAUAAGAUCUGGGCCUUCAACAAGAAAGUCAUUGAUCCCAUUGCGCCGCGUUACACGGCCCUCGAGCACGACAGGCGCAUCAUUGUGAAUGUGGCAGGUGCCAAGCUGGAAAAGGUGCAGGUGCCUGUGCAUCCCAAGGAUGAGAAACUGGGCACAAAGACCGUCACGUUGGGUCCGCGCAUCUACAUUGACUAUGCGGAUGCUGAGGCGCUCAAAGAGGGCGAAAAUGCCACCUUCAUCAACUGGGGCAAUUUGCUCAUCAAGAAGGUGCACAAGGAUGCCACCGGCGCCAUCACAUCAGUGGAUGCGGCGCUCAAUUUGGACAACAAGGACUUUAAAAAGACCUUGAAACUCACCUGGCUCGCGGUGGAGGACGAUGCCAGUGCCUAUCCGCCCACGUUUUGCGUCUACUUUGAUAACAUCAUCAGCAAAGCCGUCUUGGGCAAGGACGAGGACUUCAAGCAGUUCAUUGGCCACAAGACGCGCGACGAAGUCCAGAUGCUCGGCGAUCCCGAGCUCAAGACAUGCAAAAAGGGCGACAUCAUUCAGCUGCAACGUCGCGGCUUCUUCAAGGUAGACAACGCAUAUGCCCCGCCCAGUGCCUACACAAAUGUCGCCUCGCCCAUCAUACUCUUCUCCAUACCCGAUGGCCACACAAAGGACAUGCCCUCCUCGGGUCUAAAGAUUAAUACAGCUCCGACGCCGGCUGCCAAAACAAAUGCUGCCAGCAAUAAAGCAUCGAAUAAUACGUCGGAAUUGGACAAGCAGAUUGGCCAGCAGGGCGAUCUGGUGCGUGAGCUGAAGGCCAAGAAGGCAGCCAAAGACCAAAUCGACGUUGCAGUUAAGCAACUGCUCAGCCUGAAGGCGGACUACAAGGCAGCCAGUGGCAAGGAUUGGAAGCCAGGACAAGCUGCGCCUGCUGCACCUGCCGCAGCUACACCCAACAACGACGCAGCCGCCGUUAAUGCCAGCAUUGUCAAGCAGGGCGAUUUGGUGCGCGAGCUGAAGAGCAAGAAGGCUGCGAAGCCAGAAAUUGAGGCAGCUGUCAAGCAAUUGCUGGAGCUGAAGGCUCAGUAUAAGACGCUGACUGGACAGGAUUGGAAGCCAGGUACGGUAGCCGCAACUCCAGUCUCCACUCCAGCCUCCACUCCAGCCUCCACUCCAGCUUCCACUCCAGCUUCCACAGACGUUGCUUCCGUGCUGGCCCAAAUAGCUGCCCAGGGCGAGAAGGUGCGCGAUCUGAAGGCAGUCGAUGACGCCGUCAAGACGCUGCUCAGCUUAAAGGCCGACUACAAGCAGCUCAGCGGAAGCGACUGGAAGCCAGGCACCACAGCGCCCGCCGUCAUCAAGGUUAAGCAGGAGAAGUCUCCGGAACCCGUAGCUGCCAGUGCCGUGGCCACAUUGCUGGACAAGAUCGCACAGCAGGGCGACAAGAUCCGGCAGCUGAAGUCGGCGAAGUCGGAAAAAUCGCUGAUCGACGCCGAGGUGAAGCUGCUCUUGGCUCUAAAGACCGACUACAAAAGUCUGACUGGCCAGGAGUGGAAGCCAGGCACCGUAGCGCCCACAGCAGCACCAGUUGCGACCAUUGACCUGACUGCUGACGAGCCCAGCGUUGGCGGCGACAUUGCCAGCGUCUUGGCCAAGAUUCAGGCGCAGGGGGACAAGAUUCGUCAGCUAAAGUCGGCAAAGGCAGCCAAGGCGAGCAUCGAUCCGGAGGUACAAGCGCUCCUGGCUCUGAAGGCGGACUACAAAAAGCUGAGUGGCAAAGAUUGGACACCCGACGCCAAGGUCGAGGCUAAAGUGGAGAUGGCUACGUCGGAGAAGGAGCAGCUGACGCUGGACAUUAAUGCGCAGGGCGAAAAGGUGCGCUCCGUCAAGGGCAGCAAAGCUGCCAAGGACGUCAUCGACGAAGAGGUGCGCAAGCUGCUGGCGCUUAAGGCCAAAUACAAGGAGGUCACAGGCACCGAUUUCCCCGUUGCUGGUCGCGGUGGAGGCGGCGGCGGCGGCGCCGUCAAGAAGGCACCCAAAGAGCCACAGCAGAAGGCGGCGAAGCCGGCCAAGAAAGAACCAGCAGCAGCUGCUGCUAAGCCAGAUGCCGCUGCAGGUGUGAAGAAACAAACCCGAUUGGGUCUGGAGGCCACGAAAGAGGACAACCUGCCGGAUUGGUACUCGCAGGUGAUAACCAAGGGCGAACUGAUCGAAUACUACGAUGUGUCCGGCUGCUAUAUACUGCGACACUGGUCCUUUGCCAUUUGGAAGUGCAUCCGGAACUGGUUCGAUGCGGAAAUCACGCGCAUGGGCGUCAAGGAGUGCUACUUCCCCAUCUUUGUAUCAAAGGCGGCGCUGGAGCGUGAGAAGGCCCACAUUGCUGACUUUGCCCCGGAAGUGGCCUGGGUAACCAAGUCGGGUGAUUCGGACCUGGCCGAACCAAUUGCUGUGCGUCCUACCUCGGAAACUGUUAUGUACCCCGCCUAUGCCAAGUGGAUACAAUCCUACAGAGAUUUGCCCAUCCGCCUCAAUCAGUGGAACAAUGUUGUGCGUUGGGAAUUCAAGCAUCCGCAACCUUUCCUGCGCACACGUGAGUUCCUCUGGCAGGAGGGCCACACGGCAUUCGCCAGCAAAGCCGAGGCCGACAAGGAAGUUCUAGAGAUUUUAGAUUUAUACGCGCAAGUCUAUACGGAUCUGCUGGCCAUACCCGUUGUGAAGGGCCGCAAAACCGAAAAGGAGAAGUUCGCCGGCGGUGACUAUACCACGACAGUGGAGGCAUUCAUUUCGGCCUCGGGCCGCGCCAUCCAGGGUGCGACCAGUCAUCACUUGGGCCAGAACUUCUCCAAGAUGUUUGAGAUUGUCUACGAGGAUCCGGAGACGCAGCAGAAGCAGUAUGUCUACCAGAACUCGUGGGGCCUUACCACGCGCACCAUCGGCGUCAUGAUUAUGGUGCAUGCGGAUAAUCAGGGAUUGGUGCUGCCGCCGCAUGUGGCCUGCGUGCAGGCUAUUGUCGUGCCCUGCGGCAUUACGGUGAACACCAAGGACGAGGAGCGCGCCCAGCUGCUGGCUGCUUGUGACAAGCUGGAGAAGCGUCUAAAUGGCGCCGGCGUACGCUGUGAGGGCGAUUACCGUGACAAUUACUCGCCCGGCUGGAAGUUCAAUCAUUGGGAGCUCAAGGGUGUGCCAAUACGCAUCGAGCUGGGCCCCAAGGAUAUGCAGGCCAAGCAGAUUGUCGCUGUGCGCCGUGAUACCGGCGAAAAGCUGACUAUUGCCCUGGCCGAUGUGGAAAAGAAGAUUCCCACUUUGCUCGAAACUAUUCACGAGAGCAUGCUCGCCAAGGCGCAGUUGGAUCUGGUGUCGCAUACGAAGAUUGUCAGCAACUGGACGGACUUCUGCAACCAGCUGGAAAACAAGAAUAUGCUGCUCGCCACCUUCUGCGGCGACAUGGCCUGCGAGGACAAAAUCAAAGCGGACAGUGCACGCGGCGAAGAGGCCGAGCCCGGCGCUCCGGCCAUGGGCGCCAAGACGCUGUGCAUACCCUUCGACCAGCCGGCGAAGAUCGUCGACAGCGACAAGUGCAUCAAUCCCGGCUGCACAAACAAGCCCAAGUUCUACACGCUAUUCGGACGCAGCUACUAAAAACGAUCCCCAGCAUUGAAUAUCCACCUGUAAUUGUUCUCCAUAUUUUAAUGUCACGACCCUGAUUUUCAAAAAUAGUUAGCUAUUAAAACUUUAAUAUAAUGGCACGAAUUUUGAUUCGAUAAAAAUGCUCUAAUUUAA
Molecule: messenger RNA, 5357 nt
Organism: Drosophila montana
Lineage: Eukaryota; Metazoa; Arthropoda; Insecta; Diptera; Drosophilidae
Gene: GluProRS
Product: Glutamyl-prolyl-tRNA synthetase
Exons: 6
Coding region: 120-5216 (1698 amino acids)
Biological process (GO): glutamyl-tRNA aminoacylation; prolyl-tRNA aminoacylation; translation
Cellular component (GO): cytoplasm; aminoacyl-tRNA synthetase multienzyme complex
Molecular function (GO): proline-tRNA ligase activity; glutamate-tRNA ligase activity; ATP binding
Source: RefSeq, a predicted model, not a curated record